AGUUGGAGAGCUUUCGGAAAACUUGUGAUGGCCGUGGAGAAAUCUCACUUUAUGUCCGACACCUGUUGCCCGAGGACACCGCGCGCAUAGACGCACGCCACUCGGCGCGCGUUCCACUGAUAUCCGACCGCAUUUCUACACUCACUCGUACAGGACACGCUCGGACAUUUUGGGUACCGACCGGUCCGGGGCUGCGCUGCGCUCCCACGAUAACCGUCCUGUGCCAUUUCUGUGAUCGAGCAGCGAAAGGGAGGUCAUUUGAUGUGACACCCGUCUGCACAGUGAGCGCCCUGCAGCAGGCUGGACGGGGGUUCCCUUUUCCAAAAAAAAAAAAAAACACGGACUUGUCUGUAGUUUCCCUGCGGGACAGAGAGACACACUUUUCGGACUUGAGCGCUUCGGACGGUGGGAGGACAGCGUGUUUUCUUGGAGACAGAGCAGAGCAGCAGAGCACUUUGCCCACCACCGGCUGUGUGGCGGUGACGCGGCGGACCAUGGACAACAGGCCUGUCCGAAAAAAGCGCACCGGUGCCGUUCGACAUCUGCUGCUGGCAGCCGCCUUCCUCGCCUGCAGCUCUCAACUGCUGGUGGUGGAGGCCAACUCAUGGUGGUCACUCGCUCUGACCCCGAUCCAGCGGCCUGAGAUGUACAUCAUCGGAGCACAGCCCCUCUGCAGUCAGCUGUCUGGUCUCUCUCAAGGCCAGAGGAAGCUGUGCCAGCUCUACCAGGACCACAUGGUCUACAUCGGAGACGGCGCCAAGACGGGCAUCAAGGAGUGCCAGUACCAGUUCAGGCAGAGGAGGUGGAACUGCAGCACAGUGGACAACACAUCCGUGUUCGGACGGGUCAUGCAGAUUGGCUCCAGGGAGACGGCCUUCACCUACGCCGUCAGCGCAGCCGGCGUGGUCAACGCCAUCAGCCGGGCGUGCCGCGAGGGCGAGCUCUCCACCUGCGGCUGCAGCCGCGCCGCCCGACCCCGCGACCUGCCCCGCGAUUGGCUGUGGGGCGGCUGCGGCGACAACGCGCACUACGGCUACCGCUUCGCCCGGGAGUUUGUGGACGCCCGGGAGAGAGAGAAGAACUACCCGCGGGGCUCUACUGAGCACGCCCGGACCCUGAUGAACCUGCAGAAUAACGAAGCAGGGCGACAGGCCGCCUAUAACCUCGCAAACGUGGCCUGCAAAUGUCACGGCGUCUCCGGCUCCUGCAGCCUCAAGACCUGCUGGCUCCAGCUGGCCGACUUCAGGCGCGUCGGGGAGUUCCUGAAGGAGAAGUACGACAGCGCGGCCGCCAUGCGCAUCGGGCGCAAGGGCAAGCUGGAGCUGGUGGACAAGCGCUUCAACACGCCGACCGCCGAGGACCUGGUCUACAUCGACACCAGCCCGGACUACUGCCUGCGCAACGAGACCACCGGCUCGCUGGGCACGCAGGGCCGCCUGUGCAACAAAACCUCGGAGGGCAUGGACGGCUGCGAGCUCAUGUGCUGCGGCAGGGGCUACGACCAGUUCAAGACCUACAAGCACGAGCGCUGCCACUGCAAGUUCCACUGGUGCUGCUACGUCAAGUGCAAGCGCUGCACGACGCUCGUGGACCAGUUCGUGUGCAAAUAGCACGCCGACCGGACCGGAGG
This is a messenger RNA of Pungitius pungitius (ninespine stickleback), 1630 nucleotides long. RefSeq names its product wingless-type MMTV integration site family, member 5b (gene wnt5b). Gene Ontology annotation, molecular function: frizzled binding; cytokine activity. The transcript has 7 exons. The coding region runs from base 495 to 1610 and encodes 371 amino acids. Gene Ontology annotation, cellular component: extracellular region. The record is from RefSeq and is a predicted model, not a curated record. NCBI's taxonomy places the organism in Eukaryota, Metazoa, Chordata, Actinopteri, Perciformes, Gasterosteidae. Gene Ontology annotation, biological process: cell fate commitment; neuron differentiation; canonical Wnt signaling pathway.